Molecule: messenger RNA, 3571 nt
Organism: Lepus europaeus (European hare)
Lineage: Eukaryota; Metazoa; Chordata; Mammalia; Lagomorpha; Leporidae
Gene: NKAP
Product: NFKB activating protein
Exons: 9
Coding region: 135-1382 (415 amino acids)
Biological process (GO): negative regulation of DNA-templated transcription
Cellular component (GO): nucleus
Molecular function (GO): chromatin binding
Source: RefSeq, a predicted model, not a curated record
GAAACGAUUCCCAAGGUUCCCCUCAGGUUUGGGUGGUUGGACGGUGGCGGGAUCUGAAAGCCAAGGCAACCGGGAUCUUCCUAGACUGUGAGAGCGCCCCCUUCUCCAGCGACUUCUGGGAUCCUGCAGCAGCAAUGGCUCGGGUAUCCGGCUCACGGAGCCCGGAAACCUCGGGCUCCGGGGGAAAACGUCGCAGUUCGUCGAAGAGCCCCAAGCCCAGCAAAUCUGCUCGCUCCCCGCGGGGCCGCCGCUCUCGCUCGCACUCGUGCUCUCGAUCCGGGGAACGGAAUGGCCUCAGUCACCAUCUAGGUGGCCUCAGUCACAGCUCAAGAAACCAGUCCUACCGCUCCCGCUCGCGGUCACGUUCUCGAGAGCGGCCCUCUGCGCCUCGGAGCACACCUUUCGCUUCUGUCUCCUCGUCCACCUAUUAUGGCGGCUACUCGCGCCCCUAUGGGAGCGACAAGCCGUGGCCUAGCCUCCUGGACAAGGAGAGGGAGGAAAGCCUGCGGCAGAAGAGAUUAAGUGAGAGAGAGAGGAUUGGAGAAUUGGGAGCUCCUGAAGUAUGGGGACUUUCUCCAAAGAAUCCUGAACCAGACUCUGAUGAACAUACACCAGUAGAGGAUGAAGAGCCAAAGAAAAGCACUACGUCGGCUUCUUCUUCAGAAGAUGAAAAGAAGAAGAAGAAGAAGUCUAAUCAUUCAAAAGAAAGGUCCAAGAAAAGGAGAAAGAAAAAAUCAUCUAAAAGAAAACACAGGAAGUAUUCUGAAGAUAGUGACAGUGACUCUGAUUCUGAAACAGACUCUAGUGAUGAAGAUACAAAAAGGAAAGCAAAGAAAGCCAAGAAAAAGGAAAAGAAGAAGAAACACAGAUCGAAGAAGUAUAAGAAAAAGAAAUCUAAAAAGAACAGAAAAGAAUCCAGUGAUUCAAGCUCUAAAGAGUCCCAAGAAGAGUUUCUGGAGAAUCCCUGGAAGGAUCGAUCAAAGGCUGAAGAACCUUCAGAUUUAAUUGGCCCAGAGGCUCCAAAAACUCUUGCCUCUCAAGAUGAUAAACCUUUGAACUAUGGCCAUGCUCUGUUACCUGGUGAAGGUGCAGCUAUGGCUGAAUAUGUAAAAGCUGGAAAACGUAUUCCACGAAGAGGAGAAAUUGGCUUGACAAGUGAAGAAAUUGCAUCAUUUGAAUGUUCAGGUUAUGUAAUGAGUGGUAGCAGGCAUCGCCGAAUGGAGGCUGUGCGACUGCGAAAAGAGAACCAGAUCUAUAGUGCUGACGAGAAAAGAGCCCUUGCAUCCUUUAAUCAAGAAGAGAGACGGAAAAGAGAGAACAAGAUUCUGGCCAGUUUUCGAGAGAUGGUAUACCGAAAGACCAAAGGGAAGGACGAUAAAUAAGGAUUUUCUGAUUAUUCAGCAGACAUUUUUAGUGACAAAAACAGAAGUCUGGGUUCCACACAUGCACACAAAAAGAUUAUUGUACUCUGAACAAGCUUUACAGUGCUCCUGUGCCUUCUAUUUAAUUCUUUCUGUCCUUCAAUAAAAAGCUGCUUAUUGAUACAACUUUAGCAAGUACUUUUGGAUCGACCAUAACUCCUCUCUGGUUUAAAAAUCCAAAUUAUGAAUGAAAUCCUACUAUAUUGGGAGAGGUGGCAUGGAGAGAAAGUGUGUGAUGAGAAAAACUUAAAUCUCAUGCCAUUGCACAGUGCUACCUCUAGCUCUACAUGAUACCUGCCCUCCCCACCCACCCCCAACUGAACUUACGAGAAAUUAUCAUUCCUCUGUGUUGAAUGUGAUAUAAAUGGACUUGGUAGAAACAUAGGAGGACAUUUUUGUUUUAAAAAAAGAUGAAGGCAUUGCUGAAAAAAAGCAAAUCUACUAUUUGAAGACUUACAUAAUAUGAUAUAUAAUCUACCCUGGAAAUAAAGUAUUUUGGUUUAAGUCCCUGCCUCCCCUCCAAAAGCAAACCAAAAACAAAACUAACCCACAGACUUACUGAAUUGAAAAAUGUGGACAUUAGGUUUUUAAAUUUUUAAUAAAUUAUUUUAAAAUUAUUCUUUCAAAUAUAUAAUAUUAGGACAUUACUGUUGUGCCAAUGUUUUGAUCUAAACUGUACUUUGAUGCUAAGAUAACUAAAUGAAUGGGACUCAAGUAUGUCAAGAGUUGUGAUAGGAAACAUAAUGAACCAGUAUUUUAGUUGUUUCAUAGGAUAAAAUGAUAUUAAACCUUUGUAAUGCUGUCCUUUAUGUAAUAAGAUUUUAUUUUUAAACAUUGUUAAACCUUUCAGUUUAUGUUGUAAGCUGUCAUUCAUUUUAAUUGUUAACCUUGUACAGAAGUUCCUCACUUUAUCUUUUUUAUGCUAUUAUUUAUUUCUAAGUUUGGGGAAAACGGAACAUUGUAGGAUUGUGAGGCCACUAUCCUUCCCUUAUUUUGGUCAAUUUUGAUUAAGUCACAAGAGGGAGGGGACAGUGGAAGUUUUGACUGUUUUUGUUAAGGUGAUUUUGAUCAUUAUUAUUAUAUGCCUAAGAUAAAUUUAAAUUACCUGGUGGGAAAGUAUGACUAUGCUGUUAUAAAAUGUCCUCUCCUUAUAAUAAAGUGCUUUUUUAAAGUCUUUAAAUAAGGCUAUCAUAUUUCAAAGUACAAGGCAAAAGUUUUACCAUUUAACAUAGUUCUAGGAAAAUGUCUGCCUUUUGUUAUUAAGAGGCAGAUAGAGACAGAGAGCUGCCAUCUGUUAGUUAACGCCCCAAAUGCAAGCAACAGCACAGGCUGGACCUGGGUAAAGCCAGGAGCUCAGAACUCAAUCUGGGUCUCCCACAUGGGUGACAGGAACCCAGUUUCUUAAGCCAUCAUCUGCUACCUCCCGGGGUUUGCAUUGGCAGGAAGCUGGAAUCAGGUCAGAGCUGGAACUCAAACCCAUGUACUCUGAUAUGGGGUGCAGGUAUCCUAACCAAUGUCUUAAUCACUAGCCCAAAUGCCUGUCCCUGUCUACUUUUUUUUUUUUUAGUUAUUUAUUUGAAAGACAGAGUUAGAGAGAUCUUUCAUCCUCUGGUUCAUUCCCCAAAUGCCUCCAAUGUCCUGGGCUGGGUCAGAGCAGAGCUAGGAGCCUGGCACUCCAUCCAGGUCUCCCAUGUGGAUGGUAGGAGCAAAAACACGUCGGCUGCCUUACGCUGUUUUACAAGCACAUUACCAGGGAUCUGGAUCAGAAGCGGAGUUUCCAGGCCUCAAACUGGCAUUUAUCAUGCUGGCGUCACAGGCAGCAGUUUAAUCUCCUGUCUCACAAUGCUGGCCCCUGCCUCUGUCUACUUUUUUUCAAAAAUAUUUAUUUAUUUAUUUUGAAAGUUAGACUUGGGGCUGGCGCUGUGGUGUAGUGGGUAAGGCCACUGCCUGCAGUGCCGACAUACCAUAUGAGUGCCAGUUCAAGUCCCAGCUGUUCCACUUCCAAUCCAGCUCUCUGCUAUGGCCUGGGAAAGCUGUAGAGAAGAUGGCCCAAGUCCUCGAGCCUCUGCACCCAUAUGGGAGACCCAGAAGAAGCUCCAGGCUCCUGGCUUCAGAUUGGCCCAGCUCCAGCCACUGCGGCCAUCUGGGGA